Cloeon dipterum is the source of this 2435-nucleotide messenger RNA. RefSeq lists its product as uncharacterized. The coding region runs from base 239 to 2302 and encodes 687 amino acids. The record is from RefSeq and is a predicted model, not a curated record. Gene Ontology annotation, molecular function: odorant binding. Lineage: Eukaryota; Metazoa; Arthropoda; Insecta; Ephemeroptera; Baetidae. The transcript is spliced from 22 exons.
UCUAAAAUGAUAUUAAAUUUUCUUUUCGAACAAAAUUUAGGCUGAAGAAAGCAGCAGCACCACCAUAAAGACUCAAACCAGCAGUGAAAUAACUACUCCAUCCAGUACAAUCUCAAGAAGUGUUGUUGAAACCCAGCCGUCAACAGAUUCAUCAACCAUACAAUGGAAAAUAAGUGAAUAUUUUCCCCCUUGGAAUGAGACAGGCACCAAACCACCACCAACAACCACUAAUGCCCCAAUGGCUGAAGAAAACAGCAGCACCAUAAAGACUCAAAUCAGCGUACCGUCAACAGUUACAGAGUCCACAACAGAAGCAGCAACCAUACAGUGGAAAAUAAGCGAUGAAUAUUUUUCCCCUUGGAAAGCGGCAGGCACCAAACCACCAACAACAACCACUCAAGCCCCAAAGGUUCUUCCUUCAUGCGAUUCAACAUGCAAUAAAGAUAUGUCCUUAUUUAAUAUUGAUGGGACCAUCAAAGAUUUAUCAUCACAUGGAUUUUGGGUGGAAAUGUGCGGAAAGUUGUACCUUUUCGGAAGGAGCUUCGUUACCUGGGAGCAAAAUAUGGAGAGAUGUUGCAAACUUGGAAUGAAGCCUAUUGGUUUGGAGCUAGCAACAGACGUUAAAUGCCUCAAUUCUUUGAUUGAUGAUGAUUACUACAAGAGCAGAAUAAGCAGAUUUUACUGGACGUUUGGAUUAAGGAGGACGCAAGAGGCUAAUUCAAGUUACUUCUGGUGCAGCAGCGGAAGCAACAUCACUACCAACUGGGCGCCAAAUGAGCCGAACUACGCGAAAAAUGCGUUUGAAAACUGCGUUCGAAUGGAAAUGUCCAAGGCAAAUAAAGCCGUGCAACUUCUAGACAAGAACUGUGCGGUACUUAGCGUGCUUUCAUGUCAGGGACCAAUUAUUCCAAGAACCUGUUCCUCUCCGAGAUGCCCAAACUCGUGCAAAAAGAAGGCUAAUUUAUUUCAAAUACUGGCAGAUAAAGCCACAAAUUAUUUAAUUGAUCCAACGCGACAUGGAAUUUUGAUUAAAAACGAUUCUCGAGUGCUUUUGAUCAGCCACCCAAACGAUUCUCGAACUUUCGCAGAUUCUUUUGCCGCGUGUUGCGACGUGGGUUUGAAGCUGCUCAGUUUGCACCAGAAUUUCAUGUACUCGGUUUUGGUCGGCGCUUUCAACAACGCAAGCAUAAGAGGGGAAAAUUUCUGGACCUCCGCGACCGACCAAGGUUGCAGAUAUAACUUUGGCUUCUGCUCGUCCAACAGACUCCUACGCGAAAAUGCAAGGUGGGCAAAGGGACAACCCGAUCUUUCAUCCGCGAAUGGGUCUUGUCUGGCCGUGUCUACAGACGGGCGUUUGUUUGACGAAAUUUGUACUUCAAAAAUGAGAUACGUGUGCGAGGGGAGAGCUCAAACUACAUCGUACGCGGGGACGGUCGAGACGGAGUGCGCUGCUGAGUUUAAUAUGACGGAGAGUGAAGUAAAGCACUGUUUUAACUCAACGCCGACUGAAUUGAGGCAGAAAUGUUUCCUAAAAUGUUAUGGCGAGGCGACUGGAUUGUUUGUUGAUGGAAACCUAGAAGGAGACAGAGUAUUUGCUUCUUUCCACGCUAUAUCUAACGAUGACACAAAGAAAAUGCUGGAUAUGUCCUCAACUUUGGACUACUGCACCAAUGCAGCAAAGGGAAUGGAUCCGUGCGAUAAAUGCAGCAGUCUACUUAGUUGCGGCCAGGAAAAUUCACCGAAAUUAUUCGGGGAUUUCUUAGACGUGAUGGAAUUACCUCUGACGGAGUCGCCAAUCAUACUUCCUCCUGUGAAGGGCAUUCGUCCGGAAUACAAUUGCUACGCUAGAGCUGAGCCAAAAUCAAUUGCAGAUUCCCCGGUUCCAUUUCGCGCCCUAGGGCCUGGAUUGAAAUUGUUUCUUCAGCGUGCAUGCAAUAAGAAAUUUUUGAUACUCGGAACCUCACCGAGAACCUUAGCAUCAAAUUUAGAAUAUUGCUGCAGCCAUGGCAUGCGACUGGCGACAAUCGACACCAAGGAAAAGUACGACUGCAUGGUCCAGAGUAAUCUGACAUUUCAAUACGCGUCUGGUACUCUGUUCGGCGUGGCUGCCUCGCGCCUCGGCAAGCUGGACCGGCCCGCGUGGUGCUAUUCGGAGGCUGAAUUCAAUUUUACUUGGGCCGAGGACCUUUUGUCCAAUGAUACACUCGAAACCAACUACGCAAUCGCACUCAGCUUUUCCCCACCUUACAAAAUGCAGGCUGUUCAGCUCAUUUCAAACAUCGUGUGUGAAUCUCUGCAUUGAAUUUUUGAGUUUGUAGAUUCAAAAUGAUAUUUUAAUCCCAUUUAUUGAGUGGAAAAUUGUUGUUUUUGUCAAGAUGUAUUCACUAUAUAGGUGAAAGAUUUAAUUAAAAUGGCGUGUGUCGCAGUAAAAUUCA